This is a messenger RNA of Patella vulgata (common limpet), 635 nucleotides long. RefSeq names its product endoglucanase. NCBI's taxonomy places the organism in Eukaryota, Metazoa, Mollusca, Gastropoda, Patellidae. The transcript is spliced from 3 exons. The coding region runs from base 27 to 620 and encodes 197 amino acids. The record is from RefSeq and is a predicted model, not a curated record.
UUGUAUUAUUUUCAUUCAGAAAUACAAUGAUUAGACUGCUAAUACUACUCGCUGUUUUUACAGCGUCUUGUUACGGUAACUCGAAAUGUAAUAUGCAGAAUGGUGUUCGUGUGCACAAUAAUAAACGGUGUGCAUCAACAACACAUUAUUAUGAUUCGCAUAAAGGGGCAUGUGGAUGUGGACACGAUGACUCCCAAUUCUCCUGGAACCACGAUCAUCUGGUAGUCGCAGCUAGUCAAAAUCUCUUCGAUCCCUCUGGGUCGAAGAAGGAUUGGUGUGGAGGUUCUUGUGGAAAAUGUGUUCGUCUAACACCAACAGGUGGAUUUGUUGAGGGUCGAGGAACUGCACCCAAAAGUCUCACACCCCAUACAUUUAUGAUCACUAAUCUUUGUCCACCAUGGGCACCCAAUCAGGAUUGGUGUGCACAGACGGGAACACCAGGACAUACUGUACAUCCCAAUAAAUACGGUUACGAAGUUCAUUUUGAUCUGGAAAAUGGAGCUAGCCAAGUCAGUCGUCUAGGUUGGGAUAACCCGGAAGUGACAUGGGAGUUUGUUUCCUGUAAUGGGCAAAACACUCCAGCCGUUAAUUUAUGGCAUCAGUGUGAAUGUUCUCAUUAAAAUUGUUUAAGUUUG